Molecule: messenger RNA, 1436 nt
Organism: Saccostrea cuccullata (small rock oyster)
Lineage: Eukaryota; Metazoa; Mollusca; Bivalvia; Ostreida; Ostreidae
Exons: 7
Coding region: 300-992 (230 amino acids)
Source: RefSeq, a predicted model, not a curated record
UCUCUAGGAAGAAAACUUGCUUGGAUCAAAGCAAAAUCUAAAGAGGCAGACUAAGAUAGAUAGAGACUUAGAAUAAUACAGUAUAGGUUUUCAAAGAAUAUGUAAUUAAUACUCCCAGGAACAUAUUUGAGGUACAAAUUUAAUAUUGAGAUGGGAGAGCAGUGAUCAUCAUUAAUCUCAGGGAGCACAAUGCCUAGGUGAUCUAUUGAUUUCUGGGAAAAUUCCUCAGCAGCAUUUCCCCACUUGCAUUAUGUAAGAAAUCUGCAGUAGCAAAUGUGAGUAGUUUUUCUCCCCCCAAGAUGAGUGACGUUCCCGAAGCCUCGUCAUCUUCACUUGACAAAGAUGACAAAUUUUCACAAGAUGGCUGCCCAAUACCAGCAGACGACAAUCACUUGUUGACGUCUGCGGACAAAGAGUCCAUCAAAAUCACCCGAAAGUAUGUGCCUGUCCUGACCAUGCCGAAGAAGACAUGCUUUACAGACAGACUGAGAAAUGUGUACCUCGUUUUUGGUUGUCUUCUGUUUUUUGUGUCUCUGAUCUUAAUGGUGGCGGGAACCAUCAGAGUCCACCAGUGUAACAAGGAAGGCGAGAUGGCUUGGAGUGAGCGCUUCAUAGAGGAAAAUGUUGAUCACUUCGUCGCCACGAAUAACUUUGCCCUUGAGAAACCAACAAAACAAAGUUCUGACCACGCGUUCGGAACCAGAGGUUACUCGGAGUUUGCCGUGGAUGGCGACAUCACAACGUGCUCCCAAACAGAUGAGGAGAUAUGGCCAUGUUGGUGGGUGGAUCUAAAGUCCAUUAGGCCGAUAGAGGCCGUCAUUAUUAAAGGAAGCGUAGAUCAAGGACUUCGAAAUAUAAGUAUAACAAUUCAGAACACUGAACCCAAUUUUUCUGAUUCUAAAACGAUCAAACAAGAUCCCUGCUUUACCCAGACUGAAAAGGUUUCCCCUUCCAUCGUAACAUCGUGUGGACGGAAUACGGACGAUAUGUGAUAAUUCGGAGAGGAUCAGAUGGCCGAAGUCCCCGGUCCUUAGUCUUGUGUGAAGUACUGGUCAUUCAAAGGAUAUAGCGGCCAUAAACUCUCGAUGUCCUGUCUUUCACCCCUGAUAGGUCAACCACCAGAUAUAUACCAAUGAUUGAGAGACUGUGAUAUUUAAUAUAACAGAGUUGUAUUUCGUACAUAUCUAUUUAUUAUCUUGUUUCUUGGAGUAUAUAUUGGGAAACAGGGAAAUGGAUCAGAUAACGUGUGUGGAAUAAAGGCUUGCCAAAGGUUAAGCCGGUUUAGAAGCACCUGUCUACUCAAUGAUAACUAUUAUUUUUUGAAAAUGUCUGAAGGAGUCUUUCUUGAAUAUGUCAAUGACUGUCAUUUGUAAAUUGUUUUUAAAGAUAUUAGUGUGCAUGUCAUAAUCGAAAUAUGUACAUAAAUGUUAAAUAUA